GUCAAAGUGCGAUAGAGGGUGCUAAAUUAUCCUUGUUAGUUUCUCUUGAAUUUCUUCUGCGUGCAAUCGUUUAUCACUCUAGUGGUCAUACGAGUAAUAAACCUUUGAAUUCAUUCGUUUUAUUAAAAGUUAUUAGUUUUUUAGCAAGUUGAACUCAAAAUGUAUUUACUUCAAAUUGUUUGUUCUAAUCUAAGAAAAAAAGAGGACAGUAAAUUAAAUAUGUGUAUUUUGUAAGAAAGUGAACAUAAUGUUCUUACGCAGAAUCGUUCGUAUUGCUAUCCGAGUAAGAAGAACAUAUUCAUCCUUUCAUACUUACAAAACAAAAAUAACCAGCCUUACAACACAAGAAGUUUCUACUGCAUUGAGACCUUUCUACUUCACUGUUCAUCCUGACUUGUUUUGGCAGUAUCCAGCAGAAAAGGAGGUGAAUGAAAACUCACUAAAGCAGCUAAACCAAUAUUUUGAAGGUUUACUACAGAGUUGCCAACCAAAACAGAUCAAUUUGACAUUCUACUUACGGGAUCCUAAAUCACAACUUUUAGAUGAUACACCUAGAGGUAAAUUUAAAACUGUCAAGAUCCACCUUUAUCACAAGGAUGUACAUUCAGCAGUUCACUCUGUCUUGUCCAGUUGCUGUAUUUCUACGAAAUAUCUAGACAACCUAACACACUCCCAACUUCAAGGCCCACUUCAGUCAGCAUCUCAGCCCUCAUCAGCAGCAGAAGAAGAAUUUAGCUUUUCUUUCCAGAAGAAUCCCAAACAGAAUGAAUAUUGGUGGGGAUGGAAGUUUGGAGAGGAUCCUUCAGAAGAAGUAGAAGAAAAAUUGCACAGUGAGCCAGAAAUAGGUCUUAGGGGCUGGCUAAGAGAUAACAUUGACAAGGCAAGAAGCAAGUUGGAAAAAUAUCGGCCAUUGAGGGAAGAAACUGAAAGGUUACGUAAUGACCUUAAAGAACGGCUAACUCUCGAAGAUAUUAUCUGGGAUUGUGGCUGGGGGAGCUCUCAUUUCCGAGGAUGUCUUUUAAGUUUUCAAGGUCUUGCUGCACAACAUCCCAAAGAAAUGGAAAUUCUGAAGGGUCGCACCCUGGUGUUUGGUUACCACACUGGCGUCAGUUUUGAUGGUCAUAUUAUACUAAGCAGCGAAGAUGUUCGACACAAUUGGUUGGAUCUUAUUAAUGUAGUGUGGAAGUACGAUUGUUACUUAGAAGAGGUACCAGCUACAGAGAGAGCUCUCUCUGAAGUGUUGAGAGGAAUUCGAAUCGACCACCGCAAAUUUCAGCCAGCAGUGAUGGUCGAGAAAUACAUUCAGCAGCUAAGGAAGUUAACAUCAGCACUAUAUAGGUAUCGCUGGCAGAAAGGUUUCCCAGACCAGUGGCCUAGACGUCUUACUCACUUUAAGUUAGUUGUUGAAUGAAUGAAAGCCAAGGAAUGUGAAAUGUAUGGACGAUGCAUUGCAGAGUUGGGUCUCGCUUCUU
Molecule: messenger RNA, 1472 nt
Organism: Limulus polyphemus (Atlantic horseshoe crab)
Lineage: Eukaryota; Metazoa; Arthropoda; Merostomata; Xiphosura; Limulidae
Product: T-cell activation inhibitor, mitochondrial-like
Exons: 8
Coding region: 248-1411 (387 amino acids)
Cellular component (GO): mitochondrion
Source: RefSeq, a predicted model, not a curated record